Molecule: messenger RNA, 524 nt
Organism: Staurois parvus
Lineage: Eukaryota; Metazoa; Chordata; Amphibia; Anura; Ranidae
Source: the annotation of a GenBank genome assembly
AUGGAGGGGAUUGGAACACCUGAAUCACAUGAUAUGGAGGGGAUUGGAACACCUGAAUCACAUGAUAUGGAGGGGAUUGGAACACCUGAAUCACAUGAUAUGGAGGGGAUUGGAACACCUGAAUCACAUGAUAUGGAGGGGAUUGGAACACCUGACUCACAUGAUUGGGAGGGGAUUGGAACACCUGAAUCACAUGAUUGGGAGGGGAUUGGAACACCUGACUCACAUGAUUGGGAGGGGAUUGGAACACCUGACUCACAUGAUUGGGAGGGGAUUGGAACACCUCAAUCACAUGAUUGGGAGGGGAUUGGAACACCUGACUCACAUGAUAUGGAGGGGAUUGGAACACCUGAAUCACAUGAUUUGGAGAGGGGAUUGGAGCACCUGAAUCACAUGAUUUGGAGAGGGUGGGGGGGGGGCAAUACUUGGGACAAUAUAGUAUAUACUGCAAUAUGCAAACCCAGAAUUCGUUUUUUGCUAACGUUUUUUGAACCUUCACUCUGAGCCCCCAACAUAAUGGAGUG